AUGCCAAUCCUACGACGACCAAUGCGCCGCUCGCUCGUACAUGAGCUACAGACACGAGGCAGUCUGUACCUCGGUCUCUUACAUUUCUCGGUGCUGCGUCGUGUGCGAACGCCGGUGCUUCUGUUCACGCUCUACGCGGGCGCGAUACACGUGUUGCUGCUGUGUAGGUCCUUAUCGGUUCUGCUUCCCCUCGUUUUGGAGUCGUCUUCUUGAUGUUGCUUGUGUAUCCGAAUUGUUGCGAGUUGUAUCCGGCUAUGGAAGGCAUACUGAUCGGCAUCUCAGCCUUCGCGACCGUGUCCUACAGCGUACGAGAUGCCCAGAUUCACUUCGGGCGCUUCCUCGGUGGUCGCAACUCUGAAUUUGGUCUUGGCGUUGCUCGUCUCGUUCCGAUCUUCCUCGAGCUACGAUCGGUGGUACGAAGGUAGGAGACAAUGGGCAUCGCUCCAAUCCACCUCGCGCACGAUCCUCCGCUUGUUUUAUUUUUCGCUGCCCCCACCGGCCGCGUCGCCGACGGGCUCGGCAAUCAUGGUCCAGCAGCACUCCAAGGUAGUGAACGAGCUGUGUGCUCUCGUGUGUGCAUUCGCAUACGCGACGAUGUACCAUCUUCGGGACGAGCCGGGUGUCGACCAUCCCGAGUUGCAGCGCCUCAUUCCGCCGAGUUUGCUCCGCGCCUACAAGGAGACGCCGCGACAACUCCGGCGUGACCCUUCCAUCGAUGGGUCCAAUGUCCACCACUCGACCGCCUCGGAGACGACAAGGGCCCUCGAAGGACUCAACACCGUUCCCGAUCCGGCGGACGCUCUUCCCUUCGCCCUGCUCUCUGGAGCGCCCUCGAACUUGCCUGUGAGUGCAGCGCAUCGAAUUGUCGAACACCCUACGGGCCGUCUUGGCUGAGCUCGGGCCACCUCAUCGUGAUUCCUUCGAGCAGCUUUCCUUGAUUCGGGCCAUCCAUGGGUACCUCAACGCGGUCCAUGCGACACCCAUGGCUUCAGCAGGCUCUCCGAACCCGCAGACCCCCGCAGUCGAUGGGCCGACCUACGCUAACGGGCUGAAUGCGAUUCGUGAUUUCUCGGACCAACUCACUGCGCUCGAGAGGAUCCGCGACACGCCGAUUCCCCUCGUCCUCGAGAUCCAGCUCCAGUUCUUGCUUCUCGUCUACGUCGCGGCUGUGCCUUUGCAGUGCGCCAAGUUGGGUAUUUGGUCGAUACCCGUCACUGCGGUGGCGGCGGCGGUCUUUUACGGCGUUGAUCGUGCCGCUGAAGAAUUGAGCGAUCCCUUUGGCAUAGAGCGUGAGUCCUCACGAGUUCACUGAGAUUGAUCCACUACGGAUCCAAUCCUAAUAGCUGACGGAGCUUCGCUGUCUCGUACCGCCAGCCAACGACUUGCCGCUCGCGAAACUAUGCGCCGGCAUCCAUCGCGAGUACAUCGAACUGGUAGGAGCGGGCACCCUCUCCGGCAGCUAUGGGAACGAGUGGGUGCCCUCGUUGUCUCGCAAAGAGAGCUAG
Molecule: messenger RNA, 1505 nt
Organism: Microbotryum saponariae
Lineage: Eukaryota; Fungi; Basidiomycota; Microbotryomycetes; Microbotryales; Microbotryaceae
Source: the annotation of a GenBank genome assembly